AGAGAGCAGCAGGGAGGGAAGGAAGGAGGGAGGAGAGGCAGAGCUCAGCAGGGUGUGUUUUAUGUACCACUGCAGCAUCAGUGCAUGAAAAGACACGAGAAGACACACGACUGAGUGGACGGGAAGACACAACCGAGACAGAAGAAGAAGAAGAGAGAAGAGCGUGGCAAGGGAAGAAGAAGAAGAAGACGGGAUAAAAGACGAGUGGAGGUGGACAGAGGCGUGACACCUGCAGAGUCUGCAGCCGGAGCAGAGGUUUGAGGACCUGACGGAGAGAGGCAGGAUCAGACUUUGGAUUGUGAAAUCAACACACACACACACACAGAACUUAGGACUCAGUUGUUUACUCGUCUCCAGGUCCCUGGAGUGUGUUGUCUGGUCGGGUGCAUAAGGUGGGAGGGUGUGUGUGUGUGUUUUUGUGUGUGUUGAUGAGUGUGUGGGUGUCUUGCGUCACUUUUCAUGGGACAUUGAAAGAUGUGUGUGUCACAGCGUCGGUGGACGGGCUAUAGGGGGCCAUGCUCCCCCGCCCUCCCCCAGAUCCUCCUCCUCCUCCUCCCUCUGUCCUUCCUCUCCUCCACGCCUCCGUUCGCUCAGGGAGCCAUCCAAAUCCCCAAAGACUAUAAAGUGCAUAACAUGUCACAGCCUCCGGUGCUGACCGAGAUGCCGACAUCGUACACAGCCUUUUCUCUAGAGGACAUCAAUCUGCCCUGCGAGGCCUCCGGUAACCCAACACCAACUUUCCGCUGGGUGAAGGACGGGCUUCCGUUCGGUUCGGAGCGCGUGGGAUCCGGAACGUUGCAAGCCGUAGAGGAGGAGCUCCUCGAAAACUACGAAGGCCGCUACCGCUGCUACGCCUCCAACACCCUGGGGACGGCCAUGACACAAACCGUGGAGGUCAUCGUGGAGCCUCAUCCGGUUCUCCCGAAGCAACAAAAAGUUCGUAAGAGAGCUUACGUGGGAGAAAGCAUCAUCCUGUCCUGCAAUCCUCCAAAGAGCUCCACUCCUCCAUACAUCCACUGGAUGGACAGGAGAAUGGUUCACAUCAAGCAGGAUGACAGAGUGACGGUCGGCCUGGACGGGAACUUGUACUUCUCUAAUCUCCUAAGGAUCGACAGCAGGGACGACUACAUCUGCAAUGCCCAGUAUGCAGCAGCCAGGACCAUUCUCCCUGAGAGCGCUGUCAGCCUCACCGUCAUGCCCAUCAAUGAUGUCAGUAAUGGUAGAAAGCCCAGCUUCUUCCUCCCCACUGGCACCCACACCUCAGUGCUGGCCCUCAGGGAGCAAAGCAUCACCCUCGAAUGUCUCCCCAAAGGCCUGCCGACUCCAAAGGUGGAAUGGAAGAAGAAAGACGGCAGCCUGGCGGAUACAAGCGCCCGACAGGAAAACCACGGCCGCUGGCUCUACUUCGACAGCAUCACCCUGGAAGACGACGGAGAGUACGAGUGUCAGGCCUCCAACAACCACGGCUCGACCUCUCACCCCUUCACCGUCACCGUGGAAGCUGCUCCUUACUGGGUGAAGGAGUCUCCAAACCUGCUGUACGCGCUCGGGGAAACCGUGCGACUUGAAUGUCAGGCUGAAGGCAUCCCCAUGCCCACCAUCACCUGGAGCAUCAACGGCCAGGCCAUCACAGAGGUGGAUGACGAUCCUCGUCUGAGUGUUUCCGGCGGCGUGUUGAUCCUCAGAGACGUUGAAUAUGCUGACACGGCGGUCUAUCAGUGCGAGGCCUCCAACAAACACGGCUCCAUCCUCCUGAACACCUGCCUCUAUGUGGCAGAGCUCCCUCCUCAGAUCAUGUCCUCUGAUGGAGUGGUGUACAGAAUCAUUGAGGGCGGGAGCGUCAUGCUGCACUGUGAAUCCUUCGGCUCUCCACGACCACACAUCACAUGGGAGGGGAAGGACGGCCUUCCUCUGCUUUCAGACCCUCGAGUCUCCCUGCUGACCAACGGGUCCAUCGAAAUGUCCGACAUCAGUCACGGUGACAGUGGAGCGUACACCUGCAUGGUCAAGAACACCAACAUCUCCAUCACCGCUCACCUGGAGGUCUACAACCGAACAGUCAUACUGACGAGGCCGCAGCACGUUCGUGUGCUCCGAGGAUCCAGUGCUCUGCUCGACUGCGGCUUCUACAAAGACCCUCAGCUGCUCGACUACCAGGUCGUCUGGAAGAAAGACGGAUACAAACUGCAGGAAUCAUCGCCAGAUGACAAGUACACUGUCUUUGAAAAUGGCACCUUGAAAGUCACCAACGUCCAAUCAGAUGACAACGGGGCUUAUUCCUGUGAGGUCAUCACUUCCCUGGAUCAUGCAAAGGCCGGUGGAUCUAUCACUGUAGUGGCACCGCCGGACCCUCCCAAGGAUCUGUCUUUGUCUGAUGUCCAAGAAGUGACUCUCAGCUGGAUCCCAGGACACUCACACAACAGUCCCAUCAUAGAGUACAUCGUGCAGUUCAGAGAGGAGCAGCACACGGAAGUGGAGAAGUGGAAGUGGGAGGAGUGGAGGAAAGUUCCCGGGGAUUUCAACCACCUGCAGAUGAACCUCGACCCCUACUGCACCUACCGCUUCCGGGUCAUUGCCCUCAAUGAGGUUGGCAGUAGUGAGCCCAGCAGGCCCUCGGAGCACUACAGCACGCCGCCAGCUGUUCCUAGCAGUAACCCCACUGGUGUGCGCAGUGAUUCUGCAGACCCAGGGAUUCUGAUCAUCACAUGGGAUGAGAUGGACAAGCGCUCACAUAAUGGCCAAGGCUUCAUGUACAAGGUGUCAUGGCGGGAGGCUGAUGGGAGGAACAUACACUGGAACUACGCUGACGUACUGUCUCCGCCGUUUGUGGUGAACAACACAGGAACGUACACACCGUUUGAAAUCAAAGUCGAGGCUGUCAACUCACUCGGAGUAGGACCGCCGGCAAACUCUGAGAUCGGACACUCUGGAGAAGACAAACCUGAGAAAGCUCCCACUGGAAUUGCAGUGGAUGUGAUGAACGCCACAAUCAGAGUCAGGUGGAACGAAGCCCAGGAUGUCCGAGGUCUGCUGCUGGGAUACAAGAUCUACAUCAGGAGGUUGGGUCUCCGGGAGUUGCGGAGCCGGAGGUCUCUUGGAAGCCCGCACCAUGACGAGGAGAGGGCGGCGGGAUUAGAGCAAGAGAAGAGACACAAGGAGAGCUGGCAUGUGGUGGUCCAUGGCACCAGGACGUCAGAGGAAGUGACGGGGCUGAAGCUGUUCUCUCGCUAUGAGGUGUCUGUCGCUGCCUUCAACAGCAAAGGGGAGAGCCCCCACUCCCCAUGGCACCACUUCAUCACCCCCGAGGGAGCUCCUGGUCCUCCGGCAUCACUGAGGUUCGAGAGCCCAACAGAGAAAUCACUGAUCCUCUACUGGACCCCUCCAGUUGAAACCAAUGGCAUCCUGGAGGGAUACAUGGUGCAGUACCAAGAGGAGGUGGAGAACAGCCCGGUGCAGAUGGAGUUCAUCAGUGAUCCUAGCGUGAAUUACUUCCUGAUGGACUCUCUGGACCCGAACAGCUAUUACACCUUCAAAGUGAUCGCACGCACCUCGGCUGGAGACGGACCUCCCAUCAAACAGAGGGCCGCCACCCUGCUCGAAGGAGUUCCUCCAUCAAACAUCACCAUCAUUCCCAGUGACACGACGUUCAACUUGAGCUGGGUGACCGGAGAGCGAGACAGGAACCACGGCUUCCGCGUCCGCUACCUCAGGAAGAGGGUGGAGGGAAGAGAUGGGGUUGAUGGAGCCGGAGGUCAGUGGGAGGAGUCAGAGGAGUUAAACUCCACGGCGGGUUUCUAUUCGCUGACAGGCCUCCAACCGGGAACAGAGUACCGCCUCAUGAUCAUCCACGGAAACACCACCUACUGGCAAGACAGUGCAUCGACCGUCGGAACAGUGCCGUCAAAGGUGCACGACGGGUUCGCCGCCCAAGGUUGGUUGAUCGGACUCAUCAGCGCCAUCAUGCUGCUGGUUCUGAUACUGCUCAUCCUCUGUCUCAUCAAACGUAGCAAGGGUGGCAAAUACGCAGUGAAGGACAAAGAAGACAAGGAGGUGGACUCUGAAGCUCGGCCAAUGAAAGAUGAGACGUUUGGAGAGUACAGAUCCCUGGAGAGCGAUGGAGAUGAGAAGCGCUCAGACAGCCAGCCGUCUCUUUGCGGGGAAAGCAAGCUGGGCAGCGACGACUCUCUGGCUGAAUAUGGAGACAGCGUGGACAUCCAGUUCAACGAGGACGGCUCCUUCAUCGGCCAGUACAGCGGCCGCGGACCCGUUCCCCAUGGCAACGAGAGCUCUGGUCCUGCCUCCCCUGUUAACGCAGUCCCGCCUCCUCCCAUCGCUCCUUCCAUGUCGAGCAUCCUGAACCGGCCCAGCUAGACACACACACACACACACACACACACACACACACACACACACACACACACACACCC
Larimichthys crocea (large yellow croaker) is the source of this 4427-nucleotide messenger RNA. Its product is annotated as neural cell adhesion molecule L1.1. Gene Ontology annotation, molecular function: cell-cell adhesion mediator activity. Lineage: Eukaryota; Metazoa; Chordata; Actinopteri; Sciaenidae. Gene Ontology annotation, cellular component: axon; plasma membrane. The record is from RefSeq and is a predicted model, not a curated record. The transcript is spliced from 29 exons. The coding region runs from base 475 to 4371 and encodes 1298 amino acids. Gene Ontology annotation, biological process: axon guidance; cell-cell adhesion; brain development.